Messenger RNA from Hyla sarda, 8637 nucleotides. It is a transcript of the gene RALGAPA1, whose product is annotated as Ral GTPase activating protein catalytic subunit alpha 1. Gene Ontology annotation, biological process: positive regulation of GTPase activity; regulation of small GTPase mediated signal transduction. The record is from RefSeq and is a predicted model, not a curated record. The transcript has 42 exons. Gene Ontology annotation, molecular function: GTPase activator activity. Gene Ontology annotation, cellular component: nucleus; cytoplasm. The coding region runs from base 217 to 7530 and encodes 2437 amino acids. Lineage: Eukaryota; Metazoa; Chordata; Amphibia; Anura; Hylidae.
AUUGCUUUGUUAUGCUGGAGCCAGAAGGGGGCGGCCAUGUUGGAUGUAUCUGUGUAACCUGCUGCUGUCAGAGCGGGGAGACCCGCGCCUCUCCCAUCACAUCUCUGGGACGGGGCAGUCCGUGUCCUGAGCUCGGGAGACCCCGUGUACCCCUGGACCGCUGCCUGGUGGAGGGAUACCCGGGGGUGAACCGGGGGCGUCCUCCUCUCAUCCGGGAUGUUCUCUAAAAAAACUCACGGGGAUGUGAAGAAAUCGACCCAAAAAGUGCUGGACCCCAAAAAGGAUGUGCUGACCCGACUGAAGCAUCUGAGGCUUGUGAUUGAAAAUGCAGAAUCUAUUGACCUCAAGCAGUUUUUUGAACAGAACUUCUCUGACAUCUACUACGUUUUCUUUGAAAACUUUGUGCUUAUCGAGACAUCUUUGAAACAAAAAGGACACAAGUCUCAGCGUGAAGAACUUGAUGCUAUCCUCUUUAUAUUUGAGAAAAUUCUGCAACUUCUACCUGAGCGAAUUCACCAACGAUGGCAGUAUCACAGCAUUGGUCUAAUACUGAAAAAAUUGCUUCACACAGGAAACUCUUUAAAGAUCCGCCUUGAAGGGAUGCGCUUGUUUCUCCUGUGGCUUCAAGCACUUCAGAACAACUGCAGUUGGGAGCAGCUCUGCAUGUUUGCAUGUCUUAUACCGGGUUUCCCUGCGCCCCCCUCUGACCAUGGCAUAUACACCCUGGAUAAUCUUAUCAAUCAGCCCUUGAACCUGCAAGAACGCCAAGUUACAAUUGAAGAAAUUACACCACUUGUACCGCCCCAGUCUGGGGACAAAGCACUUGAGGAUCUGACGAGUUGUUUUCUGGAGGCCUUGUUGAAAUAUAUGGUGAUACAGGUCCGGAGUCUUGAGUGGCAAAAUAAAGAUAAGGAGGAAGAUGGCUUUGCAUUCUUGUUCUCUAACUUCAAGAAAUACUACAUGCCUUAUAUUUUCCCUGCCAUGAGCAGAGAAAGCAGCCUAUACAACCCUGUACUUGAGAUACCACAAAUUAGACCAAAACCUCACUACAUGCUGGUCCGGAAGGAUGCAGAAAGCAUUGAGGCUCAAUACUGCACCAAAGAGCCCUUUCUUAACGCCCGGGUCAUUGUCAUUAGAUGGCUGGUGUCCUUCUGGCUGGAACCCAAGCCGCACAUGGGGACUCAUAUUCCUGGGACUGAAGGGGAGACUGUGCCAAAGAAUAUACAGAGAGCUGCUGCCAACCUGGCUGCCCAGGAGGAAAGUAGGAAUGAAAACCGUGAAAGGACAACAGAGCCCGAGCAAUCCCAUUCCAAUACCAGCACCCUUACAGAGCGGGAGCCAAGCGUCUCCAGCCUGUGCAGCAUUGCUGAAGAGCACGUCACAGACUAUGAGCUUAUUCGCAGGUUCUUUUCCAGCAGACGCUGUAACGUUGAUUUCCUCAUUGAGAUCUUCCGGCAGUCUUUCCUGUUGCCGAUGUGUGAAGCUGCUGCUAUGCGGAAGGUGCUGAAGGUGUAUGAGCAAUGGAUUAAACAGAAGGAAAAACCCUUAUUUCUGCAAGAAUCCGAAAAGCCAUCCUCAUUAGAUGAAGGCAUCGUCAUAUCUGUUGAGCGCCAAGAAGGUUCCACAGGGACUUGUGAAAAGGGAAAAGAAGAGGAUACACUGACCGCUCCUCCAGGUCAUGUCCGCACGUCGAGUUGGUCUAAGUGUCACCUGGACUCCACUACAAAGCUCUCCGAAGCAGAUCUCUUGGACAGGAAUGUAAAGGCUGGUGCUCAGGCUUUGUAUCAGGUUUUUAUUGUAAAUGCUGCAAAUAUCAUUUUGCUUGAGCCGGCAAAUGACAACAAGACAAUGUUAAAUGAACAUACGGACAUGUGCAAAAGGGUCCUGAACAUCUAUCGUUACAUGGUGGUGCAAGUCUGCAUGGAUAAGAAGACCUGGAUGCAGCUACUACUGGUUAUGCUUAGGGUUACAGAGUCAGUGCUAAAGGUCCCACCCCAGGUUCUACAGCAAUAUCAAGGCAGGAAAAAUCAAAUUUUGGCUGGACGGUUGGCAGGACCAUUGUUUCAGACCCUAAUUGUGGCCUGGAUUAAGGCCAGCCUUCAAGUUAGCGUAUCGCGAGAACUGUGGGAUGAUCUAUUGGCAGUUAUGUCGUCACUGACUUACUGGGAGGAGCUAGUCACAGAAUGGGCUCACACCAUGGACACGUUAACCAAAGUGCUGGCCAAGAAUGUCUACCAUCUUGACUUGAACGAGUUGCCACUAGACAAGCUAAGCGAGCUAAAGCAGAAGAAGCACAAAGGCAAAGGAUGUAACCACGAAUUUCAGAAAGGUUCAGUGGACAAGUCGUUCUCACGAGGGUGGAGCAGAGAGCAACCCGGCCAGCCCCCAAUGCGCCAGCGCAGUGCCACUACCACUGGAUCACCUGGCACUGAGAAAGCCAGAAAUAUUGUGCGCCAGAAAACUAUUGCCAUGAGGAGCCGAUCCAUUGGGGACAGUGCCCUGCCAUCAGCCUCUAUCCGCAGCGCUAAAAGUGCACCUGUCCUGAUUCAUCCUUCCAAACCCCUUCUGCCUGAUAUUGUUCUCACUCUGCUUUCCGAUGAGCUGUCAGAAAUGGAUGAUGCCCCUGUCCGUCCACGCAUUCCCCGAGUAAGGCAUUAUUCCCAGAGUGAGGAGACCCCUACGGAGACAUUUGGAGGCACCAAUGAGGAAACCUCAACUUUACCUCGCAGCAGCAGCACAUCUGACAUCCUGGGGCCUAUUGCAGCUGAGAGAGUGAAAGGUGCAGUGCCAGUUGCAGACCAUUCCUCCCCUCAGACUUUGGACCCCCCCUGCGCUAACACACACGGUCAGGAAGCAUCCCUAACACAGGCGGAUGGCAGUAUAUAUGACCACCUUUGCCAAUUGACUGGCUCAGCUGAAUUGACGGAUGCAGAAAUUGAUCAGGGCUGGUAUGAGGAGUUUGAGGGGGGAGACAUGUUACCUUGUUUACGGGGGUAUUUAAAAGGGCAAGGCAUGCAAGGUGAGGGGAUGGAUAAAAGCAAGGUCACGUCUACUUUGGUGGAUCAUAUAACCCAACACCUUGGGGAGUCAGAGUUGUGCACUAAAGGCGAGGGUCAUGCAUUGUUAUCUGAAGGACUCCAUCACACACCGCUCCAUUCACAACAUGUUGAGAGUAGUUCAGGUUUAGAAGGAAAUGUAGCUAGGAAAUCCGGGGGACUGAAGGUGCCUGGUAGAUCGAGGGAUGUUCAUGUGAGGAUACAGGUUGAUGAAGAGUUUAACGAAAGUAAAACUGCCCUGGAGCAAGGUGACCGCAAGAAAGGUCUGUUUAGACAAGCUGCAGCAGAGGAAGACGAGGUUCCUGAUCUGCAACCGUCUCAGCCCUCUCAAUCAUCAGGCGGUGAACAUGGGGCUAACAUAAAGAACUUGUGCGAGUCUGUGACGCACAAGGCCAAAGCAAUUCGUCGGAAACGCAACAGCGUGCAGGUGUCUUUCCGUCCGUCAACUGAGGCGGUGCUUUUCUACAAUUCAAUGGAGACCAAGGAUGCCCCUUGGAAGGUCAGACUGCGGAAGCUAAGUGGUUUAAGUUCCAACUCCUCCAUUACUGUAGAUACAGGGAAGCCCACGGCAUAUGCUGCCAUGGGUGCGGUAAGAGUAGCAUCAGGAGUUAGCCAGACAGGUAUCGACCAAACGGAUGUUCCCCACCCUCCUUCACAAGGGCAUAAGGAAUCUAGCCGCCAUAGGCCUCGAUCUAGCAGUCAAGAGAGAGCCUCUUCUCAUGCGUCUUUAGGAGGCGUAUAUAAAUCUGUUGUUCAUGCUCUCUCAAAACCCAAGGCCAGCGUGUCCCUGCAGAAGCAGCAAAGGAUGGCAGCCGAGGCUCCACUGAAGGACCUGUACGGUCAUGUAAUGGGCUAUUUUGGAAAAAAGGCAGCAGCCACCAAAGAAGAUUUAACUCCCCACAUAAUGGAUGAAGAUCUAUUGGAUGAAUUUAUAGCUGAAAGGCUAAGGUCAGGCCUAGUUCUGAAUUUGACAAGAAGAGGUAGCAGCCCUGGUAGUCUAGAGAUUCCUAAAGACCUCCCUGACCCACUUAACAAACAUAGCCAAAUGCGUCCAGCAGAUGAUCCAGGUGUCCCGUCGGAGUGGACCUCCCCAGCGAGUGCUGCGAGCAGUGAUCUCCUUAGCUCCGACAGCCACUCCGACUCUUUCAAUGCCUUUCAGUGCGACGGGAAGAAAUUUGAGGUUGGUUUCCCAUUCAGCAGUGAUUCAGCAGUUCCUCCCACCACGGAGACAGAUGCUGGGUCUAUACAGCUGAGCACUGAAGAACCAGAGGUUGUGAGCCUGACUACUCUCCAUAUAGACUCAGAAACCAGCAGUCUCAACCAGCAGGCCCUGUGUUCAGAUGCCCCGGUCACAACAGGCUCUGAAAAUGUGUCUCCUGCAGCGUCCGCUCAUGGCUCGCGCUCCCAAACACCAUCUCCCGCAGCUUUUACAUCUGAACAAACAGAACUGCAUGAAAAGCUUCAACAUUCAGUUUUACAGACCCCAGAUGACAUAGAGCCCUGCGAAUUCCCACUGGAAACCUACAGCGUGAUGGCAGGUGGAACGCUCACAGGCUGGCAUGCUGAUGUAUCAGCAGUUUUGUGGAGGAGAAUGCUGGGAAUCCUGGGAGAUGUCAAUAAUAUAAGCAAUCCUGAAAUCCAUGCUCAGGUGUUUGAUUACCUGUGUGAACUGUGGCAGAACCUGGUCAAGAUUCGAGACAAUUUGGGAAUUUCUUUGGAUAAUAUGUCAUCUCCUCCCCCACCUAUACUUAUCCCGCCUUUAAGGAUCCUCACCCCUUGGCUUUUUAAGGCCACAAUGUUACCAGACAAGUACAAACAAGGGAAACUUCAUGCCUACAAAUUGAUCUGCCAGAUCAUGAAGAGAAGACAAGAUGUGUCUCCUAACACAGACUUCUUAACGCACUUUUACAAUAUUAUGCACUGUGGUUUGCUCCAUAAUGAUCAGGAUAUAGUAAACACCAUUAUCAAGCACUGCUCUCCUCAGUUUUUUUCUCUGGGGCUCCCAGGGGCCACGCUCCUAAUUAUGGACUUCAUUGUAGCAGCAGGAAGAGUUGCGGCCUCACCUUCUCUAAAUGCUCCACGAGUGGAAGCACAGGUUCUUCUAGGAUCUUUAGUCUGCUUUCCUAACCUCUAUCAGGAGCUCCCAGCCCUGCACCCCAGUGGUUCUGAACUUGCCAUAUCCGAGUUUACAGAUGUAAAGGAGCUCAUAAUCAAAACUGUGUUAAGCUCUGCCAGGGAAGAGCAAUCUGGGCCGGCAAGAUGUGUAGCAUUGUGCAGCUUAGGAAUCUGGAUGUGCGAGGAGCUGGUCAAUCAAACACAUCAUCCGCAGAUUAAAGAAGCGCUUAAUGUCAUCUGUGUUUCCCUCAAAUUUCCCAACAAAGUUGUCGCACAAGUAGCAUGCAGCGUGCUGAACGUUCUCCUCAACUACAUCCCACAACUGCAGAUCUACCACCCGGACUAUCCACUGAAAAUUACCGAGAUUCUUCUAGCCACUGUGACUCAUCUAUUGCCAACUGCUGAGACAUCUCCCUAUGAACAAGAUAAGCGAUUGAUCGUCUCUCUGCUGCUCUCUCUUCUUGAGUGGAUGAUGGCACUGCCACUCUCAAUAUUACUGAAGCCAGUGCGGCAUGCUGGUAGUGUGCACCAAGGGAGGGAGAAUUCUGUAUUGCACUGUGCCAAUAAGGUUUUACAUAACUGUAUUUAUGGCUCGCAACAUUUCAGCAACCCCCGGUACUUUCCCCUGAGCCUUUCAGAUCUGGCAUCUGAAGACUAUGAUCCCUUUAUGCAGCUGGAAUGCCUGAAAGAACCAGAACCUCUCCAUUCCCCAGAUUCAGAGCGUUCCACUAAACUACAGCCUGUCACUGAGGUGAAAACCCACAAGCAGCAAGGCUUGAUCCCAGUAGCAGCUAGAACAGUUAUUACCCAUCUGGUGAACCACGUAGGACAUUAUCCCAUGAGUGGAGACCCUGCCAUGCUGAGUAGUCAGAUCUUUGAGAAUCACGACAAUCCCUACAGUGAAAGCUCCGACCUCUCCCCACAGCUCUUCCAUAGCCCCAAUCUUCAAUUCUUUGUACUGAAUAACACCACACUGGUGUCCUGCCUGCAGAUCCCAGCAGAGAAGAAGCUACCUCCUGGUGAGGAACUAUCUUCUGCUAGUUCAGUGGUUCGGGUUAUCAUGAGGGACCUUUCGGGCAAGUACAGUUGGGAAUCUUCCAUCCUUUAUGGACCUGCACAUGAACAUUCUGUACAAAAGUCUCAAUGGUCUUCCCUUCUUCCUGCCUUUAAUACGUCUUCAGUUACUGUAGAAGAAGAUCAGCAACCAGUUGCCCAGCGGGAGUCUGAGGAAUUUUCCUUAGUCCAGUCAAGGAGGAGAGACAGGGAAGCUCUGCCUUUAUGGGACAACUUGUCAGAUGAGGAAGAUGCUCCGGACUGCCUUUUGCAGUAUCUGGGAGCCACAAGCCCCGAGUGCCUUCAAAGACCAGGAGUUCCCCUGAAUGUUCCCUCUCCGCCACCAGCUUGCUUUUCUGAAAAACUGGAGAAUGAGGUCAGUAAUGCUAUUUUAAAGCAGUGUGCAGCGGAGAAGGAAUUUGCAGAGAAGCAUUAUAGUAAUCUGCACAUGAGAGCCAUGCCUCAAGAGGAACCAAGCAACCAAAAGCCAGAGUCGGCCUUCUACUACUCCCGACUGCUGCUCAGCAUUCUAGGCUUGAACUCCUGGGAGAAAAGGAGUGACUUUCACCUUCUCAAGAAAAACGAAAAGUUACUUCGGGAGCUGAGAAAUCUAGACUCCAGGCAAUGCCGUGAAACACACAAGAUAGCAGUUUUUUACGUUGCUGACGGGCAGGAAGAUAAACAUUCGAUACUCUCAAACACUGGCGGCAGUCAGGAUUUUGAGGACUUUGUUGCUGAGCUUGGAUGGGAGGUAAAUCUAUCUAACCACUGUGGUUACAUGGGAGGACUCCAGAAGAACAAGAGCACCGGACUUAGCGCCCCUUAUUUUUCCACUUCGGUUGUAGAAGUGAUGUUUCAUGUGUCCACUAGGAUGCCUUCCGACUCAGAUGACUGUUUAACAAAAAAGCUUCGUCACCUCGGCAAUGAUGAAGUUCAUAUUGUAUGGUCGGAGCACAGCAGAGAGUAUCGGAGAGGGAUAAUGCCCACAGAGUUUGGUGAUGUGCUACUAGUUAUCUACCCCAUGAAGAAUCAUAUGUUCAGCAUCCAGAUUAUGAAGAAACCAGAUAUUCCGUUUUUUGGACCACUUUUUGAUGGAGCGAUUGUGAAUGGUAAAAUACUUCCAGGCUUGGUUCGCGCAACUGCUAUUAACACCAGCCGAGCGCUGAAAUCUCUCAUUCCGUUGUACCAGAACUUCUUUGAAGAGAGGAUGCGCUACUUGGACCUGAUCAUCCAGCACCACUUGGAGCCAACCACCUUUGAGGAUUAUGCUGCACAAGUCUUCUGUCCAGCUCCACACUAUAACUAAUGGAUGCAUAUCAUUAAAUCUCUGAUGUCUUCAGGAGAGGCAUGAACAAGACGAGCUGGAUAUGACUCAGGGUGAAGGUUCAGAACUGGUGUCCCCUGUGUCACUCCGGACCGACAGACGUUGCAUGUCUAUUAAGCUACGGCAUUCCUCUGGCUCUGCCAACCAGUCCUAGUUUUUAUCUUCUUAUCCUGUAUGGGAUUUACCACGUGCAGAAAAUGUCUGGCGCCACACAUUCAUAUUUGCCUUAGCGGCCAGGUCACACUCCCUGUGCUUUUUAAUCCCAUAUUUUUUUUGUUUUUGUUUUUUAUACGUCACUAUUUUAUUUGAGUGAAUAACACUGGACUUUUAGAUAUCAUUUAAGGAGGGCCGGUGGCCUCUGGAAAAAACCUGCAUUAUCCUCAUCUAUGUGGAGCCGCUGUGCUGUGGAUAUGGGCAAUUUUUUUAUUUUUCGUUUUUAGCGAACCAAAAUGCUAGUGAGGACCUUAGACCGUGAACUGGGCGGCACAACUACUUUGUUCUUGAGCUACAGGCUCAUACCCCAUUGCUAUCACCUUUGACAGGUCACAGUUACUAUUGUUCUCAGUAGACCCGAGCAGUGAAGGCCGCCCAGUUGUCCAUCUAGAUCUGUGUUUUUCAACCAGGGUGCCUCCAGCUGUUGCAAAACUACAACUCCCAGCAUGACCAGACAGCCGAAGGCUGUCUGGGCAUGCUGGAAGUUGUAGUUUUGCAACAGCUGGAGGCACCCUGGUUGGGAAACCCUAAUCUAGAUCUUCAUUGGCAUACAGGGAGCUGAAAUGAACAGCACUGAUAGCGAAUAAACUGGGGCCUAGAAGACAAAGCGCCAAAUCCUCAGAGCAGCGGCUCCACAGGGGUGAAGAUGGCGCGCACAGUUUUUUUUUUUUUUUUUUUCUUUUAAGAGGCCAAAGGUUGUCUUUAAAAUUUUAAGUCUCUGUGGUUUUAAAUGUUUCUGUAAAAUGCAGGGUGCCAUAUGUACAUCUGCUGCUUUUAUCAUUUGUUUCUAUUAUCAGUUUCCGCUGGGUUCACAUACUUAUAUUUACGUCCUUUCUGCACCCAGCGUACUGUAUUGUUAUUAUUAAAGGUUUGUUC